CUAAGUCAGGUUGUGUCAGCUUCGACAGAAUGUUCCUGGACAGGAUAGGAACCAGUCAAAACCAUGAUGAGGAGCCUUUCCCUGCUUCUACUUGUUGCAUUAGCAGCCCUGGGAGAGAGUGAAGAGGUUGGCAAGCACCACAGUCGAGCUAAACGGGAAUUCUUGUCACGUUCUAAAAGAAGAUGGGUCCUGUCUACAAUAGAACUAGAAGAGGAAAUGAAGGUGGAUUACCCAUUCAAAAUUUCCCAGAUGUUCAAUGACAAGACUCAAGGGAAAGAAUAUAAGUUUGCAAUACGUGUAGAAGGUACAGAUGAUAAACUGUUCAGCAUUGAUGAAGUAACGGGAAAAGUCUUUGUACAUGCACCUGUUGACCGAGAGAAGAAAGCCAGCUAUCAUAUCACAUUUGAUGUCUUCUAUAAAUCAACCAAUGAAAGAAUUGACAGAGAACUAGCUUUUGAUGUAGACAUAAAAGACAUAAACGACAACGCACCAAGGUUCAUUGCGAUUACGAAAGAAGCCGAUGUGAAGGAAAAUACGCCAUCCGGUGAGUACCUGGCAGCAUCAUUGGAGGCCGUAGACGACGAUCAGGAAGGAACAGUCAACUCAACAGUCGUGAUCACCGUGGAUAAACAAAUCCCUUCUGAACCAAAGAUUGGAAUAGUAAACAUUUCUGGCAGACUACACCGACUGAUAUUUGAUGGAUGUUUUGACUAUGAUAAAGUAAAGACUUAUUCAAUUCUCAUUAAAGCAUCUGAUAAAGGAAACCCACCGCUUUCCAGCACUGCUACUAUUAAACUCAAUGUUAUUGACUCAAACAGCCAUCAACCUAUUUUUAAGCAGAGACAGUACAAAACUGAGGCUGUGGAAAUGACCAUCAAUGAAACCAUUUUAAGAGUUGCAGUAGAGGACAAGGAUACUCCCAACACUGAUGGCUGGCGAGCCAAGUACUUCUUUAUCAGCGGCAAUGAAGAUGGACUUUACAAAGUUACCACUGACCCCAAAACAAACGAGGGGGUUAUCGGUAUUGUCAAGGAGAAGAAUUUUGAAAUACACACUUUGGUAAAUCUGCGAAUCGGAGUUGAGAACGUUGAACCAAUAUCUGUCUGUAAAGAUGGAAAAUUAAUAACAGAUUCAAAGAAGGUUCCACCCCAAGAUUCUGUUAACAUCACAGUGAAAAUGAUUGACACUAAUGAUGCCCCAGUGUUCGAAAAAUAUACAGAUGAUGUGUACCAUACGGAGGAAUCAGAGCCAGGACAAGUGCUGUAUAAUCCUAACGUUCAUGAUAUUGACUCCUCUAAAUUCAGGUUCAAACUGAUAGAAGACCCUGCUAAUUGGGUGACUGUUGAUGAAAAAACUGGAAAAAUCACAACAAUCGAGAAGAUGGAUAGAGAGUCACCCUUUGUUGAUGAGAACAAUAUUUACAGAAUUGUUAUUGCUGCCAUUGAUGAUGGUUCUCCUCCAGCCACAAGUACAUGCACCAUCAAGGUCCACCUCGGGGAUAUCAAUGAUAACACUCCUACACUGGUCAACAAGACUAUUAUUAUGUGUGUAAAUAAAGUUGACAAGAUCUUGGUGCGUGCUCAGGAUGCUGAUGCUGACCCAUACAGUGGGCCCUUCAUCUUCUUCUUGGGAGAUGAUAAAACUGCGAGCAAGCUCUGGAAAGUAGAUCCUGCCUAUGGUGAAGAGGUUGCUCUUGUUAGUCUGAAGACUCUUCCCUAUGGCAACUACUCUGUGCCACUGGUGAUUCAGGACCAGCAGAAUGAGCUUGCAGCGGAGACUGUUCAUGUGGAGGUGUGUGAGUGUAAUAAAGGCAAUGUUUGCCGCCCCCGGAAGCCUGUGUCAAUUGGCCUUGGUGGAGCUGCCAUAGGACUAAUAUUUGCAGGACUGCUUCUGUUUCUGAUAUUACUCUUCCAUUUCACAUGGGAAACAGUAAGAAUCCCAAAUUAUAUGGACAAUGAUGAAGGCCAUCAGACACUUGUGAGUUACAACCAAGAAGGAGGGGGCGCUGAAUGCAAGGAUAUGCCCAACAUCUAUAUACCAAUGAGUUUUAAGAGUGUCACAGAUAGCCUCCAGCAGGGCAACAUGCAGAACUCAGAGACAGCCUCCGAAAGCAUGUAUAAUAUGGAUAUGUACAGCCCAAGGAUAUCCGAUAUAUACUCAAACCUGAACACAAAGGAGUCUCAGCAGUUGAGAAGUUUGAGCUAUAAUCGGCGUUCCACAACCUCCACAAUUUCAACCAGCAGGAGGAGCACAUUUCACAACGACUCAUACCGCAGCCAUUCUAUGGAUUGCUGGUCAGAUGCUAAUGUUGAAUACCUUGAUUCGCGAAUUACAAAGUUUAUUGAAAUGGAGAGUGAGCAAGAUAACCGUAUCGUGGUUUAUGAAGAUGAGGGGGAGAUCGGCAGUUGUCAAUCAUUGGAUGAUCUUUCAUUUGACAGCGAUGAGGAUUUUAGCUUUCUGGACUAUCUGAAGCCACAAUUCAACACCUUGGGAAAGACGUGUAGUACGCACUUAGAUCAAGUAAAGAGAUCUAAGCUUUAAAAAAACACUGGAAUGAAACAUUGAUCCCAAAUUGGUCACUCAUACCUUUUAGUUUGCUGUUAAAGACUGAUGCCAAUGGACUUUCUGAGAAGUGUAUCAACAGAAUAGCUGGAUUUUGUACAUAAUGUACACAUCAUAUCUUUAAAUUCAGAUGCUGUGUACAUGAAUUUGUCCAUGACACAGGCAUUGUGAGGUAGCAGCUGCAGUUUGCUCGCUGCCAUAUGCAACAGGUCAGGCUCUGUUGAUCAUGAAAAGUUGAGUUUCGUUAGAAAUUUGAUUCUUGUUUGUUUAUUACUGGUCUAAAGUGAGGAGAGUUAGUUUUAUUUAGGAGCCCUUAUUAGUUGUGGUGUUUUGGAUGUAAUUUUAGACACCUAACAAUUACACUUGUGGAAACUGGGAUUUUUUUGAAAAUAACUUUUAUAGUAUAUUAUCUUUUUGUAAAUAGCCCUUUAUGAGCAUCAACACAAAUACUUUGUAAAGUCAUUAAACUGUAAACUUGUUCAUGCAAUAUUGAGGCUCUGGUGGGGAACGCAUGCUAAAGAUUUGACAAAAAAUCCUUUAUUGCUACUUUUGUUAUAUAAGCAUUUUUACAAUCCUUGCCUGAUUUUUUUUUUUAAUAAAAAUAUUAAUAUAGUUGUAUUAAAGGAAUUUAUAAUUAACAUUACUAAGAAAUAUGUUCACAACAAGUCAAUGUGAAAGUAUUACCCUUUUGUGUCAGUUACCAUAUGAUCUAAAAGAGCAUUUAAAAUGGGUCGUUUUGUGUUAUUGGCUCAUUAAAGCUGCAGAGAGUUCUGAGGAAAUGGUGUAGCCUGAAAGUUUGAACAAGCACACCUCCCCUUGCUGUCUGCUGUGUUACAGCCAUCCCUCCACAGCAGAGCCUGGUGUGAACGAGCAGGGUAGUAAGCAGGGCAACCGAUGACAGCGAAUAAACAGCUAUGGCACAUUCACUGGUAGGGACAAAACAUCAACAAUAUGCUUUACAUUGACUAUGGCCUGCCCAUACUUUGACUACAAACUAGGUCCUCAAAUUAUUAGCACAGCGCCAUUAGCACAGCUGCAGCUCACCGACACCGGGGGAGGGUUGUGAGCAGGGAGCACACAAGCGUGACUGACAGUGCUAAGAGAUUCCUCUGGGCUCUGAUUGGUUGUUUCUGACUGGGAGCACUGCAUUUCUACAAAUGCCAGUAAGUAGGACCGCUGGGAGGAACCAGAGGAGUUUGAUUUUUUCAAAUCUGUCUCACAUUGUAUUACAGUAUGUCAGGACACGACAGUUUUAACAAAAAUGUAAAGGGUCAUUUCUCCCCAUGGCCUAUUUAUUUCAUAAUGUCAAUUUUUAACUGAAUGAUUUGGCCUGUCAAUCAGGGGAAACAGGGCGGAACCAGUUUUUUGAUUGGGCUACUCCUUUACCAAGAUAGACACAAUCCCACACCAAGUAUCAAGUUAGGGCUGAAGGUGCAAUUCAAAUAGGGCUGACUUUUAAAAAAUGUAAUUUUGAAGAAAAAAAAACCAAAAAAGAACUGGCUAGAAUUAUAUAAAAAAAACUAAAAAUAGGCUCAACAAUAAUUUCAAUUCUUAGGUAAAAAUUCUAUAUAAAAAUUAUUUUAUAUUAUAAAGCUGAUUCUUAAUGGAACAUGACAGAUAUAAUAAUGAGCUAAAAAUUUAAUAUGCAUUCAUUUAUUUCACAAUUUCAUUAUCACACUACAUGUUUAUCUAUUAUUUAUUGAUGUAGAUACUUAUUUCAUAAUGUUUCAUUUAUUCAUUUAAUUUUGAGCACUUUGGCGAUCCACAGUAAUGCUACCAAGAAUGCAAUAGAGGGUAGGUAAUAGAGGGUAGAUAGAGGUAAACAUAAAAAAUGGGAACAUAAAUAAUGGCACACAAUGCAUAAAAAGAAGAAGUAUUCUUUUAUUUCCUUAGGUCAAAAUGUGGCUGCUUUAGUAAAUUUAUCAAUACAGAACUUACUUAGAAAUGGGCUUAACUGUUUUUGGAUUUUUUUUGUACAUUUAGAGUUGUGCUUACAUCCUUCACAAGCUAUUGCUCUAACCAGGCAUUCAUGGUAUUCUGUUCAAAGCAGCUUUAUUUUGAUAAAUUAGGUUGACAUUUCACUCUAGUAGUAAGUCUUGUUGUUUUAAUAGAAACCAUAAACAAUUUGCCUGUAUACAGUCCUUUGCAUUUUCUACUUUGAUGUUUUUCAUUGGUGUCUAAUAUGGAAAACUGACAAUAAAGUUUGUAGUUCUGGA
This is a messenger RNA of Girardinichthys multiradiatus, 4778 nucleotides long. It is a transcript of the gene cdh26.1, whose product is annotated as cadherin 26, tandem duplicate 1. Gene Ontology annotation, biological process: homophilic cell-cell adhesion; multicellular organism development; cell morphogenesis. Gene Ontology annotation, cellular component: adherens junction; plasma membrane; catenin complex. The transcript has 19 exons. Gene Ontology annotation, molecular function: cadherin binding; calcium ion binding. Lineage: Eukaryota; Metazoa; Chordata; Actinopteri; Cyprinodontiformes; Goodeidae. The coding region runs from base 64 to 2541 and encodes 825 amino acids. The record is from RefSeq and is a predicted model, not a curated record.